AUGGAGAUUGAUAGUGAAGUUGUACAACAAGAAGAUCAACCUGUUGUUGUUGUUGAUCAGAUCGAUCAAUUGGAAGAUAAUGAAAAUAGUGGUGACCAAUUAGUGGAGCAAACUUCAUCAACAGAAUCUUCACCAUUGGCGAUUGAUCAAGAGGAGGAAGUAGAGGAAGAAGAGAACCAAACAGAUGUACAAAAGAUAGAUGAUAAUACCAAUGUAAAUGUUGUUGUUAGUUUAUCUGUAUAUGCAUCGGAUGACACUGCUAACAAUACAACUACCGAUGGUGAUGAUGACCAAUGUAAUAAUAGUCAAACUGAUGUUGCUGCUUCUGACAAUCAACAAUCAAAUCAAGAACAAGUAGAAGUAGAAGUAGAAGUCGAAGUCGAAGUAGAGGUAGAGGUAGAGGUAGAGGUAGAACAACAAUCAGUUCCAGAAACAACACAGCUAGAAGAAGAUCAACAACAACUAGAUCAAUCUGAACAAGUUGUACCAACAAUUACAGAUGAUGUACCAGUACCAGUUACAACAGCAACAACAACUACAGAAGUAAAGGAGACAACAACUGAACAACAACAACAACAACAACAAGAUCAACCAGUUGUGUCAUCUAUUAAUAUUCAUCAUGGUGCUAAAUUGAUUCAAGUUACCGGUAAGAAAGAGCCAUAUCAUUAUAUUCCGGUGCCACUCUCACCAAAGUCAUUGAACUUGAAUGAUGCAUUCAUCAUGCAGAGUGAUAGUUAUAUGUUUGUAUGGUCAACCGACAAGAUUCACUCACAAAAGAAAGCAAAAGCCAUACAAAUGGCUCAAAAGUUAAAAGUUGAAAUUGGAUGUCAAAGAGCUGUACAACCCUUAGAAUUUGGUGAAGAACAUCCAACAUUUAAUUGGUGUCUUGGUGUUCCAAAAGGAUCGAAAUUGGUGGUUACUAAGGAAUCGAGUGAUUUGCUACUGGAUGAAGAUGGUCUCGAGAGAGAACCAGAGUAUUUCUUAUAUAGAGUUGGAAAGGUCGAUGGCAAACUCAAUGUCAUCCCAAUCGAGGAGGAGGUUAUCACACAAGAGAUGUUUGUCCCCACCAGUUGUUUUAUUUUCGAUUGUGAGCAUGAGAUCUAUGUCUGGCAGGGUGAAAAGUCCACUACCGAGGAGAAGGAAGUCUCUAUGACUCUGGCAAAGCGAUUCCUCACCAUGUUUGAGCGUCCUGCCAACACUGCGAUCACCGCAGAGUAUGAUGGAUCCGAGGGUUGUAUAUUCCGCUCAAAGUUUGCCACCUGGAAGGAGAAGGAAGGCAAACCGAUCCAGUCGUACCUGAAUCUCGGCAAGAAGAAAGAAGCACUCAGCUUCAAUGUCAAGGAGAUGCACCAAGAUAAGGAGGUCGCCCAAAUACACCUGGGUAGCAAGGACAGCAAGGGUAAGCUGCUAGUUUGGUCCUAUGUGAAAUCUCAGUGGCAAAAGGUGGAGGAAGACGACUUUGGAAUCUUCUAUUCGAACCGAUCGUACGUGUGCAAUUUCAUCUACAAACCAGACGGAAAGAACUCGAUCAAGUCUGCCAUAUUCUACUGGGAAGGAUGCUACAGCAGUAACAGAGCGUACAUCUCCUACAAAUUCGGACUGUUCAAAGAGAUUCAAAAGAAGAUGCAAUCACUUCAAUCCGACGAUCCAAUCGAGUACAGAGUCGCACAGGGUAGAGAGCCAUAUGAAUUUAUUCAACUAUUUGGAAAUGAGACAAUUGUAUUAAAUGAGGAAUUAUCUUUGGCAAAACCAAUGAUGUUCCAAAUUAGAGGUGAAGAGGGUAAUGUUAGAGGAACUCAGGUGUCAGAGAUAUCGGCAUCGAGAUUAUGUUCGUUGGAUUCCUUCACAAUCAUUCUGCCAAAGAAAUGUAUUUUAGUGUGGCAUGGUAAAGCCAGUAACGAUGCAGAGAGACAGUUGGCGUCGGAUCUCUUCACUUUCUUACCACCAGAGUUUGAAGCCGGUGUCAGAGAGAUUGAGGAGGGCGAAGAGCCAGAGUCGUUCUGGAAGAUCAUUGGUGGCAAACAAGACUAUCCAUCGCUGGACUCCGAUGAGAAGCCAAAGAAGAACAAGCUGUUCCUCUGCACUGAGAACUCUGGUAUCUUCAAGGCCGAAGAAGUAAAGCCAUUUGCACAGGUCGAUUUGAAUCACGAGGAGAAUUUGAUUCUCGAUCGUCACAACUCACUCUAUGUAUGGAGAGGAACCAAGACUACCGACGCCAAGUUUGAGAUGACAAUGAAGGUUGCCCAAGAGUACUUGGAGACUGCCGAAGACGAAAGACCAGAUGGUGUCACUGUACAAGUAGAGAAUGACGGUGAGGAGUCUGCCGCGUUUAGAUCAGCUUUCAUUUCCUGGAAGAUUACGAAACCAAAGGUUUUCAUUGAUCCACGUGAAGUCAGAACACAAAAAUUGGCAUCCGAAGAGCAACAAAGAAAGUUGGAAGAACAACAAAAGAAAUUGGAAGAGCAACAAGCUGCUGCCGCUGCCGACUUACUGGCUGAAAAUACCAACAGUUCUACACCAGCAACAACCGAUUCCAAUCCACCAACUGAAGUUACUACACAAGUCAAAGAGGAUGUUGACGAACAAGUAGUAGUAGUCGAAGAGAUCAAAGAGGAGCAAGUCAAUCAAGUUGAAGAAGUCAAGGAACAAGUUGAUGAGCCAACAACCAAAGAGAAUGUUGAGGAAGUAGAAGUAGUAGUUGAAGACAAUCAAGUAGAAACUGUUGAACAAACAACAACAACAACAACAACAACAGACACUGAGGUAAUUGAAGAAAAGGUGGAAGAGAAAAAUGUAGAUCCAGAUCCAUCUUCUUCUUCUUCCGAGUUAACAGAGGAAACACCUUCAAUUAUUACAACACCACCAUUGGAAUCUCAAUCGUCUGAAGCAACUCCAGAGAGAGCAAUCGGUAAAUCAGGUAAACCGCCCAUGCAUCCAAAGAGCAAUAACGCCGGUGACGCUGUUACCAUGUCAGAGAGUGGUGAUCUUUUGUUCUCAUACGAUGCCUUCAAUAUAAUGAAUAGUCCAAAAUCGAUGGCAAAGAAAGGAAAGAAAAAGAAGAAUAGAGCAAGAUCUCUCAGUCAGAAUAGUACACCUACAUCGUCACCGAUCUCAAAGUCGUGCGAGUUGCCACCACCCGAAUUCACACUCGACAACAACAGUGGAUCGACGUCGAGCAGCAGUAACAGCAGUCCUCACCUCACUCGUAGAAAGGCAAAACACAGUCGUACUGGAUCACAUGGAUCACCUCUACGUCUCGGUAUCAAUCACAAUUCGAACAACAACUCUAGUUUCUCUCCAAAAAUCAAAAGUGGAUUGAAUGAUUCGACAUCUUCAUCAACCAAUGAUGAUGAUCAAUCAAUUUGA
Heterostelium album PN500 is the source of this 3366-nucleotide messenger RNA. RefSeq names its product gelsolin-related protein (gene gnrA). Gene Ontology annotation, biological process: barbed-end actin filament capping; actin filament severing. NCBI's taxonomy places the organism in Eukaryota, Evosea, Eumycetozoa, Acytosteliales, Acytosteliaceae. The transcript has 3 exons. The record is from RefSeq and is a predicted model, not a curated record. The coding region runs from base 1 to 3366 and encodes 1121 amino acids. Gene Ontology annotation, molecular function: actin filament binding; phosphatidylinositol-4,5-bisphosphate binding.